GAAAGUGGACACUUUGAUUCCAAAGGCGAAGACUAUAUGGACGAACAUCAUAAAGCGAUUUAAAAUCUGGGAAAGUAAAACAGACCCGGAGAAGGUGCCCUCUCUUUACUUUGAGUCUGAUUAUCAGUCUGUUUAGUCUCCAGCUCAUCUGUAUCUGGUCGAAGCAAGCAGUGAUCUUUCACAGCAGACGCCACCAGGGACUGCAGCCUUUGGUCUGAGGAGGAGUCAUGGGUUCGGUACGGACCUACCUAUUAGCCCUGCCUGUGCUGGCUGUUCUGGGCCUCAUUAUCAGUGUAUGGAGCCUCAACCCUGAUGACCCCAAUGUCUGCAGCCACUGGGAGAGCUAUGCAGUGACUGUUCAAGAGUCCUACGCUCAUCCUUUUGAUCAGAUCUACUACACCAGGUGCACCGACAUCCUCAACUGGUUUAAAUGCACCAGACACAGGACCAGCUACAAGACUGCUUACCGGCGCGGAGUCAGGACCAUGUACCGGCGCCGUUCACAAUGUUGCCCCGGCUACUUUGAAAAUGGAGACUUGUGUGUCCCUCGCUGUUCUGAGGAGUGUGCCCACGGUCGCUGUGUAUCUCCUGAUACGUGUCAGUGCGAGCCAGGCUGGGGAGGACUGGACUGCUCUAGUGGUUGUGAAAGUGGCCACUGGGGGCCCCACUGCAGCAACCGCUGCCAGUGCAAGAAUGGGGCCCUGUGUAACCCCAUCACAGGAGCCUGUGUAUGCACAGACGGCUACCAAGGCUGGCGCUGCGAGGAUCAGUGUGAGCCUGGCUACUAUGGCAAGGGCUGCCAGCUGCAAUGCCAAUGCCUCAACGGGGCUACCUGUCACCAUGAGACAGGGGAAUGCAUAUGUGCACCAGGCUAUAUGGGCCCCAUCUGUGGCGAGCGCUGUCCCUCUGGAAGUCACGGACCACAGUGUGAGCAACGCUGCCCCUGUCAGAACGGAGGAACCUGCCAUCACAUCACUGGCGAAUGCUCCUGCCCGGCUGGUUGGACGGGGUCUGUGUGUGCCCAGCCGUGCCCAUUCGGCAAAUAUGGCAUCAAUUGCAGCAAGGAAUGCUCAUGCCGCAAUGGAGGAUUGUGUGACCACAUCACAGGACAAUGCCAGUGUAUGGCAGGAUACAGUGGCCACAGGUGCCAGGAGGAGUGUCCGGUCGGUACCUAUGGUCCCCAAUGUGCCCUUCAUUGUGACUGUCAGAAUGGAGCCAAGUGUUACCACAUCAAUGGGGCGUGUUUGUGUGAUACAGGAUUCAAAGGGCCUCACUGCCAGGACAGAUUCUGUCCACCAGGCCUCUACGGUCUCAUAUGUGACAGAUACUGCCCCUGUAAUUCUACCAACACACUCAGUUGCCACCCUCUGACAGGUGAAUGCUCAUGUACAGCAGGAUGGUCGGGUCUAUACUGCAAUGAGACCUGUCCCCCGGGUUACUAUGGAGAAGGAUGUAGUGUGCCGUGCCAGUGUGCUAAUGGAGCAGACUGUCACGGUCUCACUGGGGCCUGUAUCUGUGCCCCAGGCUACACAGGAGAUGACUGUUCCCAGAACUGCCCCCUAGGACUAUAUGGGACUAACUGCACUUCCACCUGCCACUGUCACAACCAGGCGUCCUGCUCCCCGAUCAAUGGCUCCUGCAUCUGUAAAGAAGGUUGGCAGGGUGUGGACUGCUCAAUCCUUUGCUCCAGCGGGACUUGGGGUUUGGGCUGUAACCAGACUUGUUUGUGUGCCAAUGGUGCGGCUUGUGACCCAAUAGAUGGCUCAUGUACAUGCUCUUCAGGCUGGAGAGGAGAACGAUGCCAGCAACCCUGCCCCAAUGGCAGAUAUGGGCUGGAGUGUCACGAACGUUGUGACUGUAACCAUGCUGAUGGAUGCGACCUUGUGAGUGGUUUCUGUCGCUGUCUGCCAGGAUGGACAGGGAUCCACUGUGACAGCAUCUGCCCUCAAGGCUUCUGGGGACCUAACUGCUCAAUGACCUGCUCCUGCCAGAACGGAGGCUCUUGCUCUCCUGAAGAUGGAACUUGUGUAUGCGCUCCCGGCUACCGCGGCACUUCCUGCAAAAGAAUUUGCCCUCCUGGUUUCUAUGGGCACCGCUGCAGCCAGUCAUGCCCACAGUGUGUGCAUAGUACAGGGCCGUGCCAUCACAUUACGGGUCACUGUGAGUGUCUGGCCGGCUUCUUCGGCUCGCUUUGCAACCAAGUGUGUCCCAGUGGGAAAUUUGGAAAAGCCUGUGCUGAGAUCUGUCAGUGUACAAUCAACGGCACCUGCAACCCCAUUGACGGCUCUUGCCAGUGCUUUCCAGGUUGGACUGGUGACGACUGCACACAGAUUUGUCCAUUAGGCCAGUGGGGCCCUGACUGCUUGAACUCAUGUAACUGUCACAACGGAGCCCAAUGUAGUGCCUACGAUGGAGAGUGCAGGUGCAGCCCAGGCUGGACCGGUCUCUACUGCACACAGCGCUGUCCCUCAGGGUUUUAUGGGCGAGACUGUGCAGAGGUGUGCCGCUGUCAAAAUGGAGCUGACUGUGAUCAUAUCACUGGCCAGUGUGCAUGUCGGACUGGCUUUAUUGGGACCAACUGUGAACAGAAGUGUCCUCCCGGGACAUUUGGCUAUGGCUGUCAGCAGCUGUGUGAAUGUAUGAACAAUGCCACCUGUGAUUAUGUGACAGGAACGUGCUACUGCAGCCUUGGAUACAAAGGAAUCCGCUGUGAUCAGGCCGCUCUGGUGAUGGAGGAGUUGAACCCUUACACUAAGAUCAGUCCCGCUCUGGGUUCAGAGCGCCAGUCCACAGGCGCUGUCAUGGGCAUCAUCUUCCUGCUCCUCAUCAUCAUUGCCAUGCUCAGCUUGUUUGUUUGGUUCAGGCAAAGACAGAGAGACAAGGGUCAGGACAUGCCUAGUGUCUCUUACACCCCAGCCCUGCGUGUCACCAACACUGACUACUCCCUCUCCGAAACAUCACAGAGCAGCAGCAGUGGCCAGUGUUUCUCCAAUCCAAGCUACCACACUGUGGCACAGUGCAACAUCUCUUCCUCCAUCACAAACAACCUGGAUGGCACUCUCACUCUUAAGAAAGGAGACAGGAACAGUUCAAAAUGGAGAGCGUACUGCAACCUCAAUGACCUGGGAGUAACAAGUGGAGACACACUUACAAUGAGGGACAACAAAACCACCCGUAUCGCCAAAGAUUACAUAAAGGCCUCCAUGUGCAGCUCCAGCUCAUGUUCCCUGAACAGUGAAAACCCAUACGCCACCAUCAGAGAUCCGCCCGGUCUGGCCUGCAAGCACACUGAGAGCAGCUAUGUGGAGAUGAAGUCCCCUGCUCACAGAGACCUGACCUUCUGCUCCAGCACCAGUAAAACCCUGAGCACUGCCAGCAGGAACGUCUAUGACAUAGAACCCACAGUGAGUGUUCUUCAGGGACCUAAUGGACUGGCAACAGGUUUCUCCCAGAGUCCUUACGACCUCCCAAGGAACAGCCACAUUCAGAGUCACUAUGACAUCUUGCCCAUGCGCCACAGCCCCCCACACACUCCUCCGCCUCCAGAGAGCCCCCCAAGUUCCCUGCUGUAGAGCCCAGCCCUUGGUCAACCAAGCCUGCCUGAAGAAGACAGACUGAAGACUGGCAGUUCUGGGACCUGUUUUUUAAAAUAUCUCUCUCUUGUUAUUUCUCUUUCUCUCAAACACACAUUCAAGUACAGAUGCAUGAGUAGAUUAUAUUGGACAGGACACGUGGGAGACUUUGCAUACCUCUUUCUGUUGAGGAUACACAACAAAGCAAGAGCUCCACUGCUGAAAAGAUUUGUACACCAGCGACACUUCCUUAUCCCUCUCAGAGACCUUUUAUAACAAGCUGUGAAUAUAACAUCAGGAAAUACAAGUCUAGAAAAGCAUUUUUUGUUUUUAGGUCUUUGAAAGUGGCUUUUGGUGGGUUCCUAACAUGGAAUGAAUGAGCAUUAUACACAGAGAGAUUUACAUUGAAACAUACUCAACAAUAUAUUCACUUUUAAUGACUUGAGCCCUGCACACUGGAACAGAUAAUCAAUGCAACUCAAUGAUCCAGAACUUUUCAUUUGGAGUUGGCAUCGAUUUGAAACUAAGAGCCAGGGGUGACCAUGAAGGGGCAGUCUCUUUUUCUUUUCUUUUCUUUUUUUUGACCCCUAAGCAAUUUAGAGGGGACUUCAAGGCCUUAGAAUUACUAAGAGUUCUUACCGUAUAAAGACAAUUACCAGAAUGUACACAUAGAGAUUCAGUAUCACUUUGGUUGACGGGAGUAUUGCUCAAUACUAUAAUUAAUUCUUAUGAUAUUUGUCACUUAUAAACAAACAGAGGUAUUUAUUCAAGUUUAUGAGAGAUCCCAGGUCAACAUGAGUUUUGUAAUACAUUGCUUAUUAGCGUACCAGCCUGGUGCUUUCUACUUUACAUAGGAGUUUAUGACUGUUGCUAUCAGUUAUUUGGGUGUGUAUGUCUUUAGAACAUGAUGUUAAGUUGUCUAUCUUGAGUAAUACUUUUCUGAGCCAACUCUCUCUUUUAUUUUUAUUUUUUGUAAGUUUACAUUCUUAAAAAAUCUGUUAGCAGGCCUUGAAGGGUUUUUAUUUUGUGAUUAUGUAUUUAUGAUGUUUAUACCUUGUUUGUGCAAGUGAUGUUUUCUUUAGUGUAAAAGUUAUACAUAUUUUAAAAGGGAAAAAAUUUGCAUGAACAAAUGAUGAUACCCAAAGUGACCAAUUAUUUUCAUGUGCUUGUGCUAUUUGUGCACAGUAUUAGUAUAUAAAGUGAACAUUAUAUGUUAGCUCUCAUGUCAAAAUAGACUCCACAACAGAAUGAGACCUCAUACAUGUCUUAAAAAGAAAAGAAGAAAAAAACGACAUAAAUAGUUUUGGAGAAGUGUCCCAUU
Myxocyprinus asiaticus (Chinese sucker) is the source of this 4893-nucleotide messenger RNA. RefSeq names its product multiple epidermal growth factor-like domains protein 11. The record is from RefSeq and is a predicted model, not a curated record. The transcript has 26 exons. Gene Ontology annotation, cellular component: membrane. Lineage: Eukaryota; Metazoa; Chordata; Actinopteri; Cypriniformes; Catostomidae. Gene Ontology annotation, molecular function: protein binding; zinc ion binding. Bases 228 to 3572 code for a protein of 1114 amino acids.